AUGGGCUACAAUGCAGGUGGCCAAUUGUCUGGAAGCAGUUUGACUGAUUCCUCGCUUUACAAGAACGAGUCUGCGUCGCCCGACUCUUCAGAUCCUACGGCUUCUCUACCCCGCGAUGGUCGCCCCCAUCGUCGCGGUUAUCAGGCAUGUCAGCGCUGUCGUGAGCGCAAAGUCAAAUGUGAUCUAGGCAGUGUCGACGCCCCUGCCGAUCCUCCUUGCAAGCGUUGUCUCCGCGAGCGCCUAAAAUGCGAGUUUGCCCCGACGAGGAAAAAGCAAAAGAAGUUGGAUGGGACUGCGAGAGAUGUGUCGGACCAUGAGGUCUCGAAGGAUGCAACUCCUUCUGUUAUGAAUGGUAGCUUGCCACCUUAUGGCCUCAGUCAAACGACCGACCAGCUGGCUUCACCGUUGGCUACCGCAAAUGGGCUGGUCCGCGACGCUUGGUCGCCGUCUACAUCCAAGCGAUCAUUGACCUCUCAUCCCCACGACGAGUCUCUGCAAACACGCAGCGCGUCUAUAUAUGGCAGUUCACCAGCGCCGAAAAAGGACCUUACAGAUGUUCAUCUACAUAGUCAGAUUGCCGCAGCCAAAUUACAUGCCCCGGUCUCCAAUACUCAAGAUGCUUUAGGCAUCCUAGUUGAUGCCGCCUUCUCCAACAAUAAUGCACACAACCCAAACGACCGUGCCUUCUCCGACCGCGCUGAAGCCAAGCGUAAUAUUUUCAACCUCGACCAUGCCAGCCCUGAAACCCUCGGAACGACCGGCGUCAGCCCAGAGGAGCAGGCGGAGCGCCAAGCUGGGCUGAAGGUGUGGUCGGAAGUGCGCUUUGUACGGAAUGGAUGGUUCACAGCCUGGGAAGCCAUGCAAUAUGUCGAGUACUUCUACGAGAAGCUGGCUCUCAUGACUCCAGUGGUCUUCCCUGACUAUAGGUCACCAUUCAAGCAUCGUGAUCUCCUGAUCAACGAACCAAUCCUUGCGCUUGCAAUUCUGGCCAUCGCCUCCCGCCACAUGCCCCUUUCCGGCCACGCUGCAACGACUCGAUCACAUCACAUUCAGGCCAAGCUCUGGAACAGUUUGCGCCGACAGGUGGAGAGGCUUUUAUGGGGUCAGGAGCAAUUCGGCGGGGGGUUUUGCGGAGGCGGCAACUCUGCAAGAAUUCGCGAGUCCGAGACUGGGCAGAUCACCUGGAGUGGGAGUUUGCGCACUUUUGGCACGAUUGAAGCACUUCUCUUGCUUACGGAUUGGCAGCCCCAGGCUCUUCAUUUCCCGCCCAAUGAUGACGAGACUGGUCUGCUGGACCAGAAUCUUAUCAUCUCCUGUGAAUCAUCUUCAUACGCGCCGGCACCAGAGGAUGAACCUAAAAGAAGCCGCGAUUAUGAUAACCUGCCCUACGCAAGCUGGUUAGAGCCCGCUUGGAGGUCGGAUCGAAUGUCGUGGAUGCUGCUUGGGCUCGCUCAGAACCUGGCCUUUGAGCUCGGCGUUUUUGACACCAAUCAUUUCAACUGCCGUCACGAACAUGGACCAGAUUCGGAAUGUGCGCGAAAAAGACGCAUCAAAAAUCUCGUCCUCGUCUAUGUCGCCCAGACUAGCGGCAGGAUGGGCAUCCAAUCGUCUCUCAACGUGGAGGAAUGGGAGACUGACACGAUCUGGGACCAAACCCAACGUCCAGGACAACCUGGUCAUCCCAUUGACAUUAUGCAAGCUUGUUGGCUGCACAUAGCCAGGAUCCUCAACAGAGCAAACCGCGAAAUUUUCUCAUCACCACAAUUUACAAGAGACCUCACAUCCAGUGGCAGGUACAAAGAUUCCAUCAACACGUUCACGCCAUUGCUGCGUCAGUGGAUGAAUGUCUUCGAUCAGUCCAAGGCCUAUAUCCACCCCAUUAUGCAGAGUAUCUUGCGGAUGGAAUAUGAGUAUACACGUCUCUACGUCAACUCUCUUGGUCUCCAGAAAGUGGUCGAGUCGUGGGUCGAGGGAGGAUCCAACAUUCGCAAGACGACGCUGCUUAAGAUCGCCGAAGACAACAAGCCGUAUAUUGAUGAAGUGACUGAUGCUGCGCUGAACAUUCUGAGCAUUGUGGUGGAUGAUUUUGCAGCCAAAGAUUACUUGCGAAAUGCCCCUGUUCGCAUCUAUCUUCGAAGUCUAUCAGGCAUGAUGUUUACAUUGAAGCGCUUCAGCUUAGGUACGCACGAAGCCCUGGUCCGCAAAUGUCUCCAGCAGCUCGAAAAGAUCAUUGUUGCCAUGUCCAAGGAGUAUGUCGAUGACGUCCACCUGUCCUCCUCUACCUCAAGGCUGGUCGGACACAUCGUGCGGAAUGUGAAGCAGUCCUUGAUCCGUGUCCAACAGGGAGGGACUGGAUCUGCAGGUCCCAGCCGCGAACAAUCACGCGCACAGUCCCCUCACGCUCACGAUCAUGACAGUUCCAGUCAUCAUCUACAGCAGCAGCAGCAGCAGCAGCAGGCUGAUCACGCCAUGAACGUGCUUCAGCAAAGCCCUGGAUUCUAUUUGAAUGAUCCUCUUGCAGGAAUACAGGCGAGACCUAUGGCGGAACUGUCAUCGCAGACUUUUGUCCCGCCGCCAAACUUCCUUGGCAGCGGAGACGAGUUAGACUCGGCGCUGGACGAGACUAGCCUCGAUCCGACGAUUGCUAACUUCUCAAUGGAUUGGUUUGCACUGCCCUUGGACAACCUCUGGCACAAUGAUGGCAUCACUGUAGAUCAAGGCUUGGGCGGAAUUGGCCCAACCGUCGGGGCCCGCGACAUGCUAGAGGUCAUUACAAACCAAGACUACAAUCAGAUGCAGUGGAACGGCGAUCAGCCAUUUGACUAUAACCAUAGUUGA
Messenger RNA from Exophiala dermatitidis NIH/UT8656, 2838 nucleotides. RefSeq lists its product as uncharacterized. Gene Ontology annotation, molecular function: DNA-binding transcription factor activity, RNA polymerase II-specific; zinc ion binding. Gene Ontology annotation, cellular component: nucleus. Lineage: Eukaryota; Fungi; Ascomycota; Eurotiomycetes; Chaetothyriales; Herpotrichiellaceae. The coding region runs from base 1 to 2838 and encodes 945 amino acids. The record is from RefSeq and is a predicted model, not a curated record. The transcript has 3 exons. Gene Ontology annotation, biological process: positive regulation of transcription by RNA polymerase II; aromatic amino acid catabolic process.